This is a messenger RNA of Lindgomyces ingoldianus, 1662 nucleotides long. RefSeq names its product HET-domain-containing protein. The coding region runs from base 1 to 1662 and encodes 553 amino acids. The record is from RefSeq and is a predicted model, not a curated record. The transcript has 2 exons. Lineage: Eukaryota; Fungi; Ascomycota; Dothideomycetes; Pleosporales; Lindgomycetaceae.
AUGUUGUUCAGCGAUGUGGAGUACCAGACCGGGCAUGAACAGCAGAAAAGAAACGCCGAGCAAAGGCCGAAGGACUAUGUUCGAGUCAUUGGGAAGGCCGCCAAUAUUACUCUGUUGCGAUCUUGGGUCGAAACAUGUGAGAAAGAUCAUAGCGAGAAGUGUAACUCUAGCUCUCUCAUGCCGGGAAGGGGUAUAGGUGUCAAUAUCAGAUUCAUCGACGUUCAUAAAGAUUGCAUUGUCCCGGGGACCCUUGGCCACAGAUACUUCGCCUUAAGCUACGUAUGGGGAGCCGCUAAGCAAUUCAAAUUGGAAAUUUCGAACUCCCACGCGCUACAGCAGCCUGGCUCUCUAUCUCAAGUACUGUUGCCUCAAACCAUCAGAGACUCCAUGAGUCUGGUCUCUUCCCUUGAAGAGAGGUACCUUUGGGUUGACGCACUGUGUAUUGUCCAGGAUGAUGAUCAAGGGAAAGCCGUGCAAAUUGAGCAGAUGGCAUCAAUAUAUGUUUCUGCACUCGCUACUAUAGUCGCCCUUUCUGGAACGAGUGCAUCGUCCGGGCUCCCUGGAAUUCCGCCGUCACCUCGUAAUCCACAUAGUAUUCAAAUCGCACCAACCCUCCGGCUAGCACCACGAACUUCCUUCUCUGAGAUCUUCAACAGCUCUGUGUAUAGCUCUCGCGCUUGGACUUUCCAAGAACGAAUUCUCUCGCCACGCUGUCUAUUCUUCACAGCCGAGCAGGUCCACUUCCAAUGCCUUUCUGCGAGCUAUUGCGAAGACCGUUCCUUUGAUUGCAUAGAGGAUAGAGUAUCGGGCAUAAAUCCUCUCUCGGAAGCUCAGAUCUGGUCGCGCAAUCCCCGAAGUGUAAUCGAAUUGGACGGUAACAAUGGUUUCCGUUUCUACGCUCGUUUCAUUGCGGACUACUCGACAAAAAAUAUGGGCUACCUGAGCGAUGCUAUAAAUGCUAUUGCUGCCAUACUAGGCGCCUUAGAGGGUCUUUAUGGGUGGCGUUACUGGAACGGUCUUCCUAAUUCACUAAUAGACCUCGCACUGUUGUGGACGCCGAAGCAGCACGUCAUCCGCAGGGAAUUUGGCGGCAAGACAUUGUUCCCGAGUGGGUCCUGGGCCGGUUGGGUUGGUGCAGUGCAUUACGGUGACUUAGUCCAAGUCCCUCCACAGAUACCCUUAUGCAAAGCAUUCAGGUCGUGCGUUGCCGCUUUUCAUGUUUUGGACCAGACCGGUUGCCACAGCUUUGCUUCUGACUCCUUUCGGAUAGCAAGAUAUUCUACACAGUUAGUGAACGAAGCAAAUCACUGCCAAGUCACGACAGAAGUGUCUUUCCUAUUUGACGCACAGUCCCGGCGUUGCGGGAUCGCGUAUGGCAUCAUAGACUCACUAGCAGGGGUAGACCUCAUUCUUCUCUCUACUUUUUCUCGAACGUCGUCUCUAGAGACUCAUGGGCCUAUUAUAACAACGCUGAAUAUGGAAUAUAUGGCGAUUAAUGAACGAUUAUUUCACGGGGACUUUUCCGACGAAGCCUGGUGUACAUUGAAUGUGCUUCUCGUAGAAUGGAAAAGUGGCUACGCUCGUCGGGUUGGUAUUGGACAGGUGUGUCGGGAGGCGUGGGAUUCCUGUCGCAUUGUAAAGAAGGAUAUUUUGUUGGCUUAA